CUUUGUCCUCUGUUUGUCUGAAUGGAUGAAUGUGCUGCAGUGAAAUUGCUGUGUUUUUUUGUGUGUGUGUGCAUGUGUUUAAGGGGGGGCAUAGUGGCGUCUUCUAGCUGAUUUGCAUGACCAUGCAUGCUGCGUUUCUGUCUGUCUGUGGCUAGCCUGGCUUUAGUCUGCACACAGCUAGCCUGGUAUGUUAGCAUGUGGCUAGGCAAGACACACGCUGUUAGCCAACAUGUUAAGCUAAACAAGGUUAAGCUACUGCACACAGACACACACUCACACACACAGCCACAUCCCUGAAGAAUAAGCUUAGUAAGCAGCUAACCUUAAGCAGCUCCUUAAGAUAAAGAUGAGAGAUAACGAGCGAAAGAAAGAAUGGCAGAGGAUCAUCCUUUUAAUGUCAGGAUUGUUCAGAUGUGUGUGAGUGUCUGCAAAGGUCGGAGGUCACAGCUGAUCCCCCCUUCCAACCACCCACCCCUGUGUGCAGAGUCACUUUCUUAACCACUUUUAUUAUUCACAAAACACACACAUAAUUGUCGACAUGUAGUACGUUCAGAUGUAGAAACACCUCAAAUGUUGUGUUUGUUUGUUUUUUCAGUAUGGAAAGUUUCUUUUCAAAAAUUAUUUGGCUCCUCCCUCACUCUGAUGUCAUAGACUCAGAGGUCGGCUACAUUUGAUGACCUUCGUAGCUUUGUUUUUUUCCUUAGCAGAUCUGUGAACACAUCAUCUUAUGGGCAACCAAUUUUUUCAGAUAAAAAGUGUGUGAUGCGGCGGCUGCAUUGUGGUAGCCAGGAGUCCUUAUUAAGCACCGGCUGUGUUUCAUCUUUGGAGCUCAGAAUGGACCAAUCAGUGAUCAUCAAACCAGUUCACUCCUCCCUACUGGGACAGGACUACUGCUUCGAGGUAACAACCUCAACAGGAACAAAGUGUUUUUCAUGUCGAUCGGCAGCAGAAAGAGAUAAAUGGAUGGAGAACCUGAGACGAGCUGUUCAUCCCAACAAGGACAACAGCAGGAGGCUGGAGAAUGUGCUGACAGUGUGGGUGAUCGAGGCCAAAGACCUGCCAGCAAAGAAAAGGUACUUCUGUGAGCUGUGUCUGGACGACAGUCUUUACGCUCGGACGUCGUGUAAGCUGAAAACCGACAACAUCUUUUGGGGAGAACGUUUUGACUUCAGCAGCCUGCCGUCGAUCAACGCCAUAACUCUUCAUCUUUACAAAGACACAGACAGGAAAAGGAAGAAGGACAAGAGCAGCUAUGUUGGGCUGGUCAACAUCCCUGUCGCAACAGUGACAGGCAGACAGCUGGUGGAGAAGUGGUACACGUUGAGCACACCGAGCACCAUCAGGAGUAAGUCGUCUGUACCAACGGUGCGUAUCAAAGCUCGGUAUCAAAGUAUCGUCAUCUUGCCGAUGGAGCAGUACAAGGAGUUUGCAGAAUACAUCAGCUCCAACUACCUGCUGCUCUGUAACACUCUGGAGGCCUCCAUCAGCCUGAGAGCUAAAGAGGAGCUUGCUGCCGCACUUGUUCACAUCCUGCACAGCACGGGAAAGGCCAAGGACUUCCUCACAGACCUGAUGAUGUCAGAGGUGGACCGUUGUCGUGACAAUGACCAGCUGAUCUUCAGAGAGAACACAUUGGCGACGAAGAGCAUCGAGGAAUACCUAAAGCUCAUUGGACAGAAGUAUCUGCAGGAUGCCCUUGGUGAGUUCAUUAAAGCUCUGUACGAGUCAGAUGAGAACUGUGAGGUCGACCCAUCCCGCUGUGCGACCUCUGAGCUUGCAGAGCAUCAGGCAAACCUCAGGAUGUGUUGUGAGCUCGCCUUCUGCAAGAUCCUCGACUCCUUCAGGGUCUUCCCCCGGGAGCUGAAGGAGGUGUUUGCAUCAUGGCGACAGGAGUGUGGCAACCGAGGGCGACCAGACAUAAGCGAGCGCCUCAUCAGCGCCUCCUUGUUCCUGCGCUUCCUGUGUCCAGCUGUGAUGUCACCUUCACUGUUUGACCUGAUGCAGGAAUACCCCGACGAACGCUCGGCGAGAACUUUAACACUCAUCGCCAAAGUCAUCCAAACCCUCGCCAACUUCAGCAAGUUUGGGACUAAAGAGGAGUACAUGCUAUUUAUGAAUGACUUUGUGGAGAGGCAAUGGAGCAGCAUGCAGCGUUUCCUGCAGGAGAUCUCAAAUCCUGAUGGCCUGAACCACACGGCAGGCUUCGAUGGAUACAUUGACCUCGGCCGAGAACUUUCAAGCCUGCACACUUUGCUGACUGAGCUCGACCAGGCAUGCCUGGCGAAGCUCGGUCCUCUUCCUCGGAUCCUCAGAGAAGUGUCAACAGCUCUAGCUAACCCGGGUGGUGUGGUUCAUCAUGGGGGAAUGUCAGUGUCCUCUCCAGAGCCUCAGCGUGUGAUGUCUCCACCCCCUAUGUCCCCACCCCCUCUGUCCCCGCCCCUCUCACCUCCUUUGGCAGCCUGUAAUCCUUCCAUUGGCCUGCAGGGUGGCGUAGGACUGGAUGGAGGUUUAGUAGAUUUCACUAGACUUCCCUCUCCGACUCCAGAAAACAAAGAUUUGUUUUUCGUCACUAAAGGAUCCAGUCUGCAGCCAGCAUCAGGCCUUCAGGGCUCUCCAGCUCCGAGCUCAUCCUACUCUGAACCCAACGAACACGAGGCAGGGUUUGAAAUGACCAAUGGGGGCCGGAGGGAGGGGCAAGAUCUGACCAAUGAGAGCCGCAGUCUGUCCCUGGUUGACCUGCAGGACUCCUCCCCGAGCGACGGUCUUGAUGACAGCCAAUGGCAGCGCAGGACUGGGCUUCUUCCGCUCUCCUUCCAGAAUCCUGUGUAUCACAUGACCACCACGUCACCACGGCCGCAGACAGAUGCAACACCCUCCGAUGGCUCUGUGGGGUCGCAGGGAAACGCAGAUGACAGAAACACCAUGGCAACUAAACCAGCAUUUCUCACCCAGAUGUCUGUGGGUCUGGGAGGUGGAGAGAGAGUGGAGAGAGGUGAGAGAGGGGAGAGGAUGUCGGCAAUGUCAAGCAGCAGCAGCGGAGAGGAAUACUCUCGAAGAGCUCUCUCCAUCAAUGAGACACUAACGGGUACACCUGCUCCCCCUCGUCAGAACUCCUCAGGCCCUCAGAGACGCAUCGAUCAGCCUCCUCCCCCAUCCUCAGCUCCACCGGGGCCUCCUCGAGGUCGGACUCCACCCAGCAUGCUCAGUGGAGCCGGAGGCUCAGCAUACCCACCUCGCCCCGCUUCAGGCAGCAUGAUGUCAUCUAGUCCUGAUUGGCCAAGCAGCGGCCAGUCCAGGCUCAGACAGACAUCUUCGUCCUCUAAAGGAGACAGCCCCGAGAAACAACGGUCUGCUGCCAAGGCCCCCUCUCCCUGUGCUUUGGACCGUACAGCAGCCUGGCUGCUCAACAUGAACUCUGCGUCCUCCUACGGUGAGGCGGAUGAAGAUCGCCAUGACGACGCUCUCAUUGAGAAGGUAAGACUCCUCAUAUUUGGCUUGUACUACUGGAAUUGUACAUGUUCUGACCAUAUGUUUGUUUUUGUGUGUAUUCAGUACCAGCAGGAGAUUGCAUUGCUGCAGGAGAAGUUGCGGGUUGCAGCCCUGCGGCAGGACGAGUGUGAGGCAAGACUGCUGGUCCAGGAUCAGCAGAACCAACGUAUGCUGCAGGAGUACCAGGCUCGGCUUGAGGACACAGAGAGCAGACUGAGGAGGCUGCAGGACGAUAAAGACCUCCAGAUGAACAGCAUCAUCAGCAGGUUGAUGGCUGUAGAGGAGGAGCUGAAGAAGGAUCACUCCGACAUGCAGGCUGUGGUCGACUCCAAGCAAAAGAUUAUCGAAGCACAGGAGAAGAGGAUUGGGAGUCUAGAUGCAGCCAACAGCCGUCUAAUGGCGGCUUUGACUCAACUGAAGGAGCGGUACGCCGUGACAUCGCAGAGGAACGGCCUGUCUCCUAGCAACACGUCAUCUCUGCAGAUAACAGAGAAUGGAGAGUUCCGUAACUCUGGCAACUGCUGAGUCACAAGGACCUGGGCUCUGCUUGGCUUUGACUGCAGGGAGAGGGAGGGGCUUAUCUGCAUGAUGUGUGAGAGACAGCAGGAGGCGGGCCUAUCUCAUUAACCACACCCUUUUUUAAACCAACUAAUCAACACUGUAGUUGUAACCACAGACCUGUCAAUCAAAUAUCACCUCCUACAGAGAUGGAUCUGACCUUGGAUCUCUGACCUGACUCUGCCCCCGUUGCUAUGGUUCCCCUUAGUUCCUUUUCCUUCCGUUUUGCAUGUUUCUUUUUUAAGCAGCUUACAAAUUCUGACAUCAUAUCUAGUUUUCUUUUGGAACUCCCUGAUGAGGGUCAGAUACUUCCAACAACCAAACUGCACGUCUUUAGAAAAAACUCAAUACAAUUUUACCUGUAUCUGGCAGUGGCCUGACCAGCUCAACUUCAGCCAUAUAUGAUUCUGGUCCAGCUGGACAAACUUAAGUCUCUGUUUCUCUAUAUGGCUCUAAUUAAAUAAAAAUGACUCAUUUGACCCAGUACUGUUUGACCAAGACUGACCCGAAAUGGUUCUCGUUUUGACUGGGUUACGUCUGACUUAAUAUUGCCCUGGUCUGAAUGGGUUAUCUCCAGCUACAUAUAGCUCUGGUCUUACAUGGUCAUCUCUAGCAGUAUAUGGUUCUUGUCUGACUAGUUAAACUCUUGCUGUACAUGGCUCUUGUAAGACUGGGUAGACUCUGACUUAGGGUUGUCACAAUGCCAGAAUGAAUAUGAUACUUGUAAAACUUAACCGAUAUCACAG
Messenger RNA from Labrus mixtus (cuckoo wrasse), 4793 nucleotides. RefSeq names its product disabled homolog 2-interacting protein-like. Lineage: Eukaryota; Metazoa; Chordata; Actinopteri; Labriformes; Labridae. Gene Ontology annotation, biological process: regulation of GTPase activity. The transcript has 17 exons. The record is from RefSeq and is a predicted model, not a curated record. Bases 763 to 4014 code for a protein of 1083 amino acids.